Molecule: messenger RNA, 1552 nt
Organism: Thunnus maccoyii (southern bluefin tuna)
Lineage: Eukaryota; Metazoa; Chordata; Actinopteri; Scombriformes; Scombridae
Product: achaete-scute homolog 5-like
Exons: 2
Coding region: 223-732 (169 amino acids)
Biological process (GO): developmental process; regulation of transcription by RNA polymerase II
Molecular function (GO): RNA polymerase II transcription regulatory region sequence-specific DNA binding; DNA-binding transcription factor activity, RNA polymerase II-specific; protein dimerization activity
Source: RefSeq, a predicted model, not a curated record
AGCUUUUCAUCCUUCAGCCUGAUUCAGAGAGAAACCUGCAGAGGGAACGCAGCAGCAGCAUCUGAAGAUCAGCUGACUGAUGAUGAGACGUCUCUCUGCGGAGGAGUAUUGAUCGUCAUCGGACCGUUCAGGUCACAUGAUGAGACCAUAUUUAUUGAUCACAGCGUCAUCACUCUCUGUAGACGACUAUUGAUCACAGCAUCAUCGGACGGCUCAGGUCACAUGAUGAGCGCCGCCUUCUCUUCUUCCUUCAUGGAUCAGCGUCCGUCAGUGUUCGGCCCCGGCGGCGCUCUGCAGCGCUUCAGUCUGCCUCCCUCUGCUGGUCGCUGUGAGGACCGCGGCGUCCCCUUCAUCCUCUACCCCUCCAGCAUGGGGGCCCCUCUGAGGGGCCCCGGCCCCGGCCUCCUGCCAUACCUGGCCCCCUUCCACCACCACGGACACUUCAGCGUGUACGAGUGUCCCUUCGAGCCGGCCUUCAUCCAGAAGAGGAACGAGCGCGAGCGUCAGCGGGUGAAGUGCGUGAACCAGGGUUACGCCAAGCUGAGGGAGCACCUGCCGGGUCAGAGCGCCGACCGCCGCCUCAGCAAGGUGGAGACGCUGCGCGCCGCCAUCAGGUACAUCAAAUACCUGCAGGGGCUGGUGCAGUCGCCCGGCUCGGAGUCUCCAGCAGCAGACUGUGGAGGAGAACCUUCACCUGCAGGAGGCGCUCAGGAGCUCACCUGUCUGACCUGAACUGGAGACUUUUCAUCUUUUCUGUUCAUCAAACACCAGAAACAAACAGUUCAGUCGUCCUUAAAGGAGAAACAUUAUUACUCUGAACUUGAGGACUCGUCGGGUUUUGAGCAGCAGGCUGCAGGAAACGAGCCUCCGAACCUUCAACAUAAUGAACUUUUGUUAAAUAUGUUGUGAAGACAGAAGUAACUGAGAACACUGAAUACAGUUUGGUGUUGAACGAAUGACAAACAGCAACCAGAGCUGCAGCUGACGACUCUUUUCAUUAUUGAUUAAUCUGUGGAUCAUCUUCUUGAUUAAUUGAGUUGUUUAUGUACCAGCAGCCUUUGUGUGAAUUAUGGGACUUGUGGUUUCUUACUGGAGCUUUACUGGGAGAAUCAGCUGACAGCUUCACUAUAAUACAAGAUGUGAGAAAAUAAAACAAAUUUAAUCCCAGAAGAAGAAAACGAUCGGUUGAAGAUGUUCCUCUUAUUGUUUGUUUAUUUCAUGUGGUCGACGUUAAAGUCACAGCAGUUAUUUUAAGUUUUAUUGUCUUUGUUGUACGAAACAGUUUGAGUUCAGCUUCAGUUCAUUUCCGUAGAUUUCUCACUGAUAGUUUAUAAAAUCCUGUUUGUUUAGUCUUUUUCUUUUUGUGUUUCUUCAAUUCAAUCAAAACUUUAUUUGCAACAAAACAUGAUUUUAUCAUUCUGAGAUGACAAAAUGUAAAAAUACACAAUAAAUAACAGUAAAUACUGAAAUGAGCACCAGCUGAGCUUCUUCAGCUUCUGUCUUUUAUGUUUCAGAUAAACGUCACAGAAAACGACUCAUAAAUCAAGAAGAU